Messenger RNA from Arabidopsis arenosa, 1049 nucleotides. Lineage: Eukaryota; Viridiplantae; Streptophyta; Magnoliopsida; Brassicales; Brassicaceae. The record is from the annotation of a GenBank genome assembly.
GGGCGUUAAACCGAGUUAAGGAGGAAACACCUCUGGGAUCGUCAAUUGCUUAUGCCGUCUCCGACUCGUGACUCAUUGAGCCAUCCUGAGUUUAACCGAGUCCCCGAUCUAUGCGGAUUCAUUAACCGAUUCAACGUCGAGCGACUCGUUCCUACAUCAGUUGUACUCUCUGCACAUGUAUGGCGGAGCUGGGCGAGAUCACUGAACUUGCCAUCGAACCAGAUCCUUAAGCUUUUGUUUAGCAUCAACAUUAGAGACCGAGUCAAACUGAGUCUACCCAGUGGAUUCUACGGGAACGCAUUCGUCGUCGGAUGUGCUCAAACCACCGUGAAAGACUUGACGGAGAGAGGAUUAAACUACGCGACGAUGCUCGUGAGACAAGCUAAGGAACGAGUCGGCGACGAUUACGUAAAAUCGGUGGUUGAAGCUGUGAGCAAUGAGAUAGCGAGUCCCGACUCGGUUGGAGACUUGGAUUCAUUAACUUGAUUGUCAAUAGUUUCUCAGGGUAUGGAUCUCGAUUAAUGAUCUGAUUUUGUUUAGGAACUCUUGUUUUGUCAAUGAAUUUGAGAUCGAUGAGUUUGUUGUUUCGUUUAGCUUUUUAACCGCCAUGGUUACGUUUGGAAGCUUUGCUUUGUAGAUUUUCAUGUGUCAUCCGGUUCCGAUUAUGUGUUUUGGAUCAAAUUUUCCUAUUGUUUUGAUGAUUUCUUAGUAUCGGACUUUGCCGUUGAAGCUGAAGAUUGAUAGUGUUUCUCCUCCGGAUUCCAAAUCUAUGUGCUCUUUUCGAUUUGUCUGGUUCUUUUACGGAAACACAUGAAGACUUCGUCGUAGACGAAGAAUUUAGAUCGCUAUGAUGAUUGGAACUAGUGUGUUGAUGAUUAAGUUUCGAUAUUUGUUUGAUUUCUUCUUACAUGUGAUCGAACAUGGCUUCAAGAUCUUGUUAAUAUUAAAUGGUCAAAUCCCUUUGGGGUAAUGUGGUAUAUAUGGUUGUUUGAAUCUAUCUUGUAAUGGAUAUGAACAAAUGGAUGGCUAAAUGAAUUGGAGUCAAUUUU